Echinostoma caproni is the source of this 243-nucleotide messenger RNA. The record is from the annotation of a GenBank genome assembly. Lineage: Eukaryota; Metazoa; Platyhelminthes; Trematoda; Plagiorchiida; Echinostomatidae.
AUGGUAACGCUAUUCCCGACAGACAAUUGCUGGGCUGCACCCCGGUCUGCCGAUGUUCGCCUUCCUAUUCCAGAUCCGGUUGGUUUGGGCCUGACGAAGGCUUGGGGUCUACACCCGCAAAAGACAAUUUGGCACGGGCAAUGGUUACUGGGCGCGGCUGUAUCCACCGCUUUGACUACAUGCGUCCGCAUUCCGGACCAGGUGGAGGAACGCACCCCCUGCCUCACCUACAAUGUGUUUUAA